This is a messenger RNA of Polychytrium aggregatum, 817 nucleotides long. RefSeq lists its product as uncharacterized. The record is from RefSeq and is a predicted model, not a curated record. The transcript is spliced from 2 exons. The coding region runs from base 70 to 663 and encodes 197 amino acids. NCBI's taxonomy places the organism in Eukaryota, Fungi, Chytridiomycota, Chytridiomycetes, Polychytriales.
UCUUGCUCUGGGGCGAGUUGAUCUGGACCACAAACCGCAUCCGUCGUCGUCGCCGACACAUCCGCAAAGAUGAGCCACACGAUCUCCUACCGACGCUUCGUCUCUGAGAUGGCCAGGAUCAGUGCCAACGCUCACAAGGGCAAGCCUCCGGCACUGUACAACCUCCACAAGCUGAGGGCAUCGCCUUUCGAGCCCGUGUCGGCAAAGCUGCUGGCUGCCAAGGAGGCUCUCGACACGAACUUUGUACGGGUGAAAUCCGAGCUCUACGACGAGACCAAGCAGCACUCGCUGGCAGUCUCCAAGGUUCUGCAGUCGGACGACACCUGGAAGCAGCUCAUCGCGACAAGCACGCCCCCUGCCAGCGACGCUGCGCCCGAAUCCAAGCAAUCCUUCCUGACAGACAUCCCGCUGCCCAAGAUUAUCCUGAGGCAUGUCACCAAUCCGUCAGAGGCACUCGAAACGGGCAUGGCCCUGGGCAAGAUUACGGGUUUCCGAAUUCAGGUCAAGGGCCGCCGAGGCACUCGGUCUGUGACCAACCUGGUGCACUAUGGAUCGUUGGGCGCCGGUGACAUCCAUAAUGCAUACACCGACUUUGGACGAUCGUUGUUUAUCACCAAGCGCGGUGUCACUGGCGUCAAGGUUUGGGUGGGAUAUGCAAAGUAGACCGGAUCCAAAUCUCGGCAGCCGCGGAUGAUGGGUUCGAAAUACAGACGCUAGCAUACAAGACAUCUGCGAGCAGCAACGGCCAUGUGCGAGUCGGCCGACUGAUCCAUUGGCGGUGCUCGUUGAGCCCAAUGCCGCCCAGACACCAUCUCUC